AUGAAGGGCCGUCCCAUCGACCAGCUCGUCUACGAGCACAUGUUUCCCAAGCCUCGUGCAAGCGAUCCUCAAAAUUUCCAUGCCCUUCUACAGCGCAGCCUGAUUUUAGAGGUUCGCCAAGAGGUUCACUCCUUCUACGGCCACCUCGACACCCAAGAAGCCAAGUACCCGGGCUUAGACUACUGCAAUCCUAUCCAUCGCAUCCGCCUAAGUCGCUGGACCUGGCACCGCCGCUUGUUCCGAGCGUUCGACAACCUCCGUCUGACCCCCAACGAGAUUGCGGGUCUGACCAAGUGGGAGGGCACAAGAUGGGCCAAGGAGCGCUAUGAAAAGGAGCAAGGCAUUUCCAUCAGAGACACUGCGGGUGACGGAUUCCCUGACUGGAUUGAGCCAGAGGACCGUCCAGCUGCCCCGAUUCGAAACCCUAGAUCUAGGACUGUGGAUACGGAUGAUGCAACUGAUCCUGGAGACGAGGAUAUGGACGGCGAGGAGAGUGACGAAGAACUUGAGAGCGUCGGUGUUGCAUUGAACCAGCGAUUGAGAGAGAGGGCAGCACGACGAGAGGCUGGAGAAACGUCUACCGUCUUGGACGAGGAGUGGGAGCAGUGGCUGAAGAACGUCAUCGAGAGCGGCGAGCUGCCAUAUCUCUCAAACGACGAUAUCUCGCCGUCAAGGGCUGAUCCUGCGGCAGUUGCAGUUGUGCCGCAAGCACUGUUUCCCCCUCGCAUGCUGAGCGCUGCACGCGCUGGUCAGUGGCAAGAUAUACCCGACUUCCUUCACGAUAUCAUUCGCCGUACCCUCGAGAAUCAGAACUCCAGCAGUGGCGAGGAGACUGCAGCACCACCUCGCUUGCCCUCCAUGUCGAGCCGCAAUGCGGCCCGGGAACGAAGAGGUACUGACGAACAUCACAUUGGCGGAAUCACAAAUUGGAGACGUACAUAUUCCGAUCUGCGUCUCCCUGUUGGCGACAGCGCAGCUAGCCCAAAUUUGCAGAGGACGGCACAGGCACCUGGCGCCUAG
This is a messenger RNA of Colletotrichum orchidophilum, 1020 nucleotides long. RefSeq lists its product as uncharacterized. NCBI's taxonomy places the organism in Eukaryota, Fungi, Ascomycota, Sordariomycetes, Glomerellales, Glomerellaceae. The coding region runs from base 1 to 1020 and encodes 339 amino acids. The transcript has a single exon. The record is from RefSeq and is a predicted model, not a curated record.